UCUUCAAUGCCUUGUUCUCCAGGAUGAACAACGUUGACUACCCUCGCCAUUACCGCCUCUUGUAUUCACCAUUUCCUUGUCAAUCACCCGAUAUAUUCAAGCUGACACACCUUCCGACGGUAUCACUUACGAUGAUGGCAGCUUACGUGGUUCAUCUUCUUUUUCGAGCUCUACUGAAUGCAAGAUCACGUUGUGGAUAAGAAUAUAGUCCACUGCCUUUCUCAGUUCUUUGACUGCGCCUUCCUGGUGCUUUAUACAUGCUGUAUGCCAUGCCUCUAAGGCGUGCUCUCGCAUUCCUACGCUCCUGCCACAUCCACGACUUUGGGGUUUGUUUAGGGAACGCCGAAUGCAAACAUCCUGGGCAAUAGCAUUGGCUUGUGGGAACACUUAUAUCGUCUUCAUGCUAUGGGCAUCGAAAUUGACGCCCUCAACUCCAAGUCUUCUCGCAUCGAUAAAUCUCCAGCAGGGUGUCAGUCUUCUUUUUGCGUAAAAACUACAAAGACAUAUUGUACAAAAAUAAAACCAAAACUCAGCGAUAUCCUCAUACACCAGCCUAUCUGUUCACGCCAGUUAAAGGCAAGAAAAAAUCCGCGCUUUGUUCGCCGUUGGUCGCAUGGUUCAUCCGACGAUGCAUUUCUCAACAUGCAAUACAAUGAUCCUCGCAUUGGCCUCGACAAAGCGAUUCAGAACUUCAUUCAAGUGCUAGAACGAUACUCAGAAAAGCAUCACCUCUACAGCGCUGCUGUUAGGACAUUAAAUUUCGCUUUGGGUGCUUUCCUGGGGAAAAAAGAACUUGCAAUAGACUAUGAUCUCGCUAUCAAUUGCGACGAUGCAGAGCAAAAAAGGCAUGCUUUUCGCGUGAUCGACUUCAAAGACAUAGCUGGCCUUCUCCAGGCCCGAUAUCGGAAACAGGACCAAGUUGCAGACUUGGAACUGGCUGUUAAAUAUCUCAACGAAGCUGUAACAUUGUUUCCGCGGGGCACUGACACACACUUGAGCCUACUGAAAGACCUGGGAUUAGCAUCGUAUAAUCUAUUCGCAAAAAGCAAUAAUAUCAAUGACCUUGAAUCUGCUAUUAAUGUCUUCACCGACGCCAUGUGUUUAACCCACCCACACCACUCUGAUCGUAUCACUCUUCUCACAAACCUUUGUGCUGCCUUCUGGAGUCGGUAUAAUCAUGGCGAUGAGACUGCAGAAUAUGCAGAUCUCGAAUUGGCUAUUAAACAUCUCGCUGAUGCUCUGCGACUUUCCAGUCCUGAUCAGUCCGACUAUGCUGGCGUGCUAAACAAUCUUGGUGGUGCUUUGUUCACUCGUUCUAGAAGGCAGAUCGACAGUCAGGAUUUGAAGCUCGCAAUUGUCUACCUAUCGGAAGCAGUCUCUCUCCCCCAUCAUCCCGAUCGUCUCAGCUCUUUCAUAAACCUUAGUGGUGCUCUAGAAACACGUUGGCCGAGGGCGACAUUGAAGCGUUCUACUUCGCUUAACAGUCUAGGACUCGUAGUGAGAGACCUUUAUUACGAGUUUGGUGAUGCGAAGGACCUUAAUCUAGCUAUUACGUACUUCGAGCAAGCUCUACAAGCACGACAAUUCUCACCUAAUAACACAGAGGGAGACACGCUACUUAAGAAUCUUGCUGUAGCUUUCUCGGAUCGCUUCAAUCUAUCCAAAGACGAAGAAGACCUCGAACUAGCUAUCAAGUACUUCUACGAUGCUCUUGCUGUUUCUCCUCCAGGGCACCGGGAUCAUGCCAGUUCGUAUAACAAUCUCGGUGGUACGUUCCACAGUCGCUAUGGCCAUUCCCAUAACAUGGUCGAUUUGAACAUGGCCAUCGACUAUAUGACCAAUGCCGUGGAGCUGUGCCCAUCUGGUCAUCCUCGUCGCCCUUCGUUUAUCCUUAACCUUGCUAACGUCCUACUAUUGCGUUUCGAGUCUCUCCAUGAUCCUGCCGACUUCAAUCUCAUUUUGACUCAUCUCGAUUGUGCAAAAGUCCUUCUGCCACUCGACCAUCCUGGAUUGUACAUCGCAUACCUCACUUAUAAGUCAGCGUAUUUCCAGAAGUACUUCAUGCACCACAGAGAAGAUGAUCGAGAAGAAGGUCUUCGGUAUUGCCACAAAGCCGUUAAUCAUCCCACUGCCAGUACGAAGCUCCGAUUAUCGUCUUCGUUGGAAUGGAUCUCUUUGGCGCGAGGACAUGCAUCUCAGCUAACGGCAUACGCAACUUCAUUACGUUUGCUUGAUCUCCAUGUUGUACUUGCGCCCUCCCUUGCCUCCCGUCAUCAAAUCCGUGGAACUGCUGUUUCUCCGACGUUAGCUUCAGAUGCGGCAUCUUGUGCAAUUGAAAGAGGGUUGUCGCAUGUAGCAAUAGAGCUCCUAGAGCAAGGAAGAGCAUUGCUUUGGGCGCAACUAGCACGAUUUCGUACGCCUCUCGACAGACUUCGUGCUCUUGGUGUUAAAGAAAGGGAUCUUGCUAACAGGUUCGACUAUCUAAGCCGGCUUCUUGAACGAGGUGGGGCUUCUCCCAAUAAAGUUUUCCAUGCGUCAACGAAUGAAGAGGCAUACACACAUCGAGGAUUGAGACGAGAAUGGGACAGUGUAGUCAACGAGAUUAGGCAGAUUGAUGGUUUUAGCAAUUUUUUGCAGCCUACUCCAUUUGCUGAACUUCAAAAAGCGGCUAGUCACGGACCUGUCAUUAUUGUCAACACUAGCCAAUAUCGUUGCGACGCCAUUAUCGUCUUCGAGAUUGGACCAAUCAAACUCGUCCCAUUAGGCAUAACUAGCCAAGCCGUUGCAUCGCUGUCAGCAGUGUUUGCAGAAGCCCUCAGACACACAGUAGGACUAGGUGAAGAAAAACAGAGGGAGCAGCAAAUAACCCCCAUAUUGCGUGAUCUAUGGGAAUUCAUUGUUCAUCCCAUCGUGCAAGCAUUACAGGACAUUGUGCCCAGAGGCUCGCGAAUUUGGUGGUGCCCAACUUCUCGACUGACUUCCUUGCCUUUGCAUGCUGCGGGGCCGUACCCGAAAGGACAGCCAAACUUGUCAUCUAUUUACAUAUCAUCCUAUACUCCUACCUUAUCCGCAUUGAUCAGGUCAAGGCAUGAACUUGUCAUCUCCAAGACUCAGUCCUUUCUUGCCAUUGGGCAGGCAAGGCCGAGUAGGAAUAACGAGCAGGGUGAGCUCAAGUCCGUCGAGAAGGAGCUAGAAGCCGUCAGGAAAUUAAUCUUUCCAUCGAUGCCUUUUCGCCAGCUCAAAGGCGAAGAGGCAACCGGGGAAGCUGCAAUAUGCGGGUUUCGAGAUCAUAGCUGGAUUCAUCUUGCAUGUCACGGAAAACAGGACACGUUAAAUCCAUAUGAUUCCUACUUUGCCAUGCAUGAAAACCCACUACGCCUGGAGAUCAUUAUUCAAGCCGAUCUUGUGCAUAGAGAAUUCGCAUUUUUAUCAGCUUGCUACACGGCUGUGGGUGACGAGAAUAUGCCUGAUGAAGUCAUACACUUAGCGGCUGGAAUGCAGUUUUCAGGCUUUCGUAGUGUCAUCGGGACGAUGUGGGCUGUUGAUGAUGAAGUGGUAUAA
Serpula lacrymans var. lacrymans S7.9 is the source of this 3561-nucleotide messenger RNA. RefSeq lists its product as uncharacterized. Gene Ontology annotation, molecular function: protein binding. The record is from RefSeq and is a predicted model, not a curated record. Bases 406 to 3561 code for a protein of 1051 amino acids. Lineage: Eukaryota; Fungi; Basidiomycota; Agaricomycetes; Boletales; Serpulaceae. The transcript has 6 exons.